ACUGCACAUGAGACACAUUUUCAACCAGCCACGCUGGGAGUUUGAAAACAAAUACAGCACAGACAGAAAAUAUUACUUAUCUGAGGGAAUACAUCUGUUAAACAUGGCUAGUGGAACAGUAGUGCACAUUCCCUUUAAUGGUGCCAACACAUAUCAAGCAGGCCAGGGAUUUCCUGAUACAGGUACUGAUAUACAACAACUAGGGCAGCAGUUUGGAAGCCCCAGCAACUCACCUGAGCAGAAUCCUCAACCGGGACCUCUAGAGAAACUUGCCAAAGUGGAGCUCAAGACUUUGGGGGCUGUCCAGAUCAUGAUUGGAUUAAUACAUUUUGGAUUUGGGGCUGUUAGUUUUGGAUGGCUCAUGGCCUUUGGAGGACUUUUUUUUAUUGCUUCCGGAUCGCUAUCUGUGGCAGUUGAGAAACGUCUGACACUUGGAUUGGUGCAAUGUAGUGUGGGGAUGAACUUGAUAAGCGCCAUAAUAUCAUUGAUUGGCACUAUUUUCUAUAUAGUAGGUUUGAUUGCAGUUAAUCGCUACGUCCAUUCAAAUUGCUCUCAUCGAGAUAACUUUGGAUUCACAAUGAUUCAAAAUGUCACAACUGGAAUCUAUAUCUUGCUCCUCUUGUUCAUUUUGUUGGAGUUCUGCAUCACUGUUUCUGCAAUACACUUUGGGUGCCAGGCAACCUGCUGUAAAAGUGACCCGGAGGCUGUGGUUUAUGUGCCAUGCACUAUCGGUGGGGAUACGAUGAUGCUUCCUGAAAUCCAUCCUUCUGCUCCUCCAAUUUAUGAGUCUCUGGAGCCUUGUUUCAAGGGGAAUGAAGAAUAAAUGGAGGAAAUUAUGAGAGCCAUUGCACCAGCCAUGUCUGUCAUCCAGGCACCUCAGAAGUAAAAUAUGAAGCAUUUCCUUUUUCAAAUUUUGCAAAAUGUAUUACAGCUACUGAGAAUAUAUUGCACUAAAUGGCAUUUAGUAGAUUACUGUAUAUACUCAGGUACAAGUCAACCUCUUGUAGAAAGCAAUGGAAGGUUUGGGGACCAAAAUCAGGGAUUUCAAUGUGACCCAAGGGAGACCACUUUCAAAAAUGCCUGACCACCAUUUCCCUGCCUACCCAUUCAAAAAGGCCAAAGGCAGCACCGUGCCAAAGAAGGUAGAAGAACUGAGUUCUUCUUUGAGGCCCCUUCUACACUGCCCUAUAUCCCAGGAUCUGACCCCAGAUUAUCUGAUUUAAACUGGAUUAUAUGGGUCUCCACUGCCAGAUAAUCUGGAAUAAACAAAUAAUCUAAGAUCAGAUCCUUCUACACUGCCCUGUAUUCCAGAUUAUCAAAGCAGAUAAUCCACAUUAACUACCAUAUAUUCCAGUUCAAAGCUGAUAAUCUGGAUUUUAGAUAGCAGUGUAGAAGGGGCCCAAGUCUCUCCUGUACCAAGGUAAACUCUUGCCUAGCAGAAUGGGGUGGUUCCUUUUUAAAUAGUUAGGAUACAGUAGUCACAUUCAGCUACGUUUUGGGGGUUAUUUUUUGACUAAAAUUUCUACAUUUAUACAUGAGUAUAUAGGGCAAUGUUUUUAUUUCAAAAACAUCCGCUGAAAAUGACAAGAAGUUGUCUUGCUGGGUUCAGAAGCUCCACAGGCUCCAUCACCACCUAAGCAAGUAAGGACCUUGCAAAGACUAUUCAUAUUUGGGUGCAGUAAGGAGGGUCCCAGUCUGGAACCCAGAAACAGUUAUCAAAUGUAUAAGCAACAUUCAGUAACGUUCUCUGGUUCUUCUAGGCUGUGCACUAUGGAGGUCCAAACAUCACUAACUGAAAGCCUUUUGAUCAUUUUAAGUGAUCUCUUCCUUCAUUUUUCCAGCUUAAAUGUAUUUAUACACAAGCAGUAUUAAAAAUAUGAGUCAAAGGAGACACUUUUUCCUUCUUUCCCUUAUGUAAAAGGGGUGACACUUCUAUGAAAAGGCCAAUUGUCACACCCCCUUAAAGAAAAUAUAUACUGUCUCCCUCAUUAGAAUGACUGUAUUAUUAAUAUGAACACAAUAUCACUGAUUGAUUAUUGAAAUAUGUUUAAGCUAUGUAUUUUAUUUGGAAAUGACAUGUCUAUAAAUAUGAAUAGUUAAGAAGUCAAAAUUGUAUAUGGUCCACUAUGCUUUCAUAGCAAAUUCUGUAAGCAAAUUACUUCAAAAUGUUUGAAGCUGUAAUGUAAAAGAAUUCUGUCUUAACUAUUCAUAUUUAUU
Molecule: messenger RNA, 2217 nt
Organism: Anolis sagrei ordinatus
Lineage: Eukaryota; Metazoa; Chordata; Lepidosauria; Squamata; Anolidae
Product: membrane-spanning 4-domains subfamily A member 8-like
Cellular component (GO): membrane
Source: RefSeq, a predicted model, not a curated record